UGGGGAAAAGCGAACCCUGGAUUAUGGUACGCCGCUCCUUUCUCUCUUCAAAAAAUUUUCCUUUUUCUUCUUCUUUUUUCCCCUCAAACAUACAUAGAUAGAUUCUCCCACACACAAUCUGUAGAAUUUCGCAGCCCUGUUUCGUGAAACCACAAUUGCGCAUAUACAUACAUAAUAAUAUACAUAUACAAAAACGUAUAUACGCAAGGGUAUUGCUGAGGCUGGGCGUCGUCGAGCAAAUUUUUUUAGCCUAAUUUUUUGUUGUUGGAAUUAGUAAUGGCGACGAGGUUGGCUCUGAAAUUCGCGAGAAAUUGCUCUUUGAAUCGGAAUGUUAGGGCCAGCAAUGUUCCGAGGCAUUAUUUCUGCAGCGGAGCUUCAGCUGGCUCUGCUCCGCCUCCAACUCGCCACAAAGUUCCCCACUUUCCAAAAAAGGGUAGGUUAUUUACGGCAGCUGGUAUAGGUUUACUUAUAGGUGGAGGUGCAUAUGCAAGUACCGUAGAUGAAGCAACUUUCUGUGGCUGGCUAUUCUCUGCAACAAAGCUAGUCAAUCCUUUCUUUGCAUUCCUGGAUCCAGAGGCUGCCCACCGGCUGGCAGUUACUGCUGCAGCACGAGGAUGGGUCCCAAUAGAAAAGAGGCCCGAUCCAACAAUGUUGGAAAUUGAAGUAUGGGGGAGGAGGUUCUCCAAUCCAGUUGGUCUUGCUGCUGGUUUUGACAAAAAUGCGGAGGCUGUUGAAGGCUUACUUGCUUUAGGAUUUGGUUUUGUGGAGGUUGGAUCAGUCACUCCAGUUCCACAGGAGGGCAAUCCAAAGCCUCGUAUAUUUAGAUUGAAAGAAGAAGAUGCUAUCAUCAACAGAUGUGGCUUUAAUAGUGAAGGAAUUGUUGCCGUUGCAAAGCGGCUGGGUGCCCAACAUGGUAAAAGGAAGUUGGAAACAUCCAGCAGUACGUCUUUGUCAGGAGACGAUGUUGUACAAGGAGGGAAAGCCGGGCCUGGGAUUCUUGGAGUUAAUCUUGGAAAGAAUAAGACCAGUGAAGAUGCAGCAUCUGAUUACGUACAAGGAGUUCAUACAUUAUCUCAGUAUGCUGAUUACUUGGUUAUCAAUGUUUCAUCCCCUAAUACACCUGGAUUGCGACAACUUCAGGGGAGAAAACAGUUGAAAGACCUUGUCAAGAAGGUCCAAGCAGCUCGUGAUGAAAUGCAAUGGGCCGAGGACGGUCCACCUCCAUUGCUUGUGAAAAUUGCACCCGACUUGUCUAAACAGGAUCUUGAAGAUAUUGCAGCGGUUGCUCUUGCUCUUCGAGUAGACGGAUUGAUCAUAUCGAAUACAACCAUUCAAAGGCCGGCAGCUGUUAAAGGUAACCCUGUUGCUGAAGAAGCUGGUGGCUUGAGUGGGAAGCCGCUCUUCAGUUUAUCGACUGACAUACUCAAGGACAUGUAUAUUCUUACAAAGGGAAAGAUUCCUUUGAUUGGCUGUGGAGGUAUUAGCAGUGGAGAGGAUGCAUACAAGAAAAUACGAGCUGGAGCAACUCUCGUUCAGCUGUAUACUGCAUUUGCAUACGGUGGGCCUGCCCUCAUACCCAAGAUAAAGGCUGAACUUGCUGAAUGCUUAGAGAAGGAUGGUUUCAAGUCUAUUUAUGAAGCUGUUGGAGCUGACUGCAGAUAGCAUCAAAGCUGAGAAUCUGCUCAUUUUUUAACUACAAUGUACAGCCAUUUCACAACCCCUCACACAAAAUUUUGCCAAAUUUUUAUUUAUUUCUUUGGUUUUUUUUCCUUGUGUUUUUGUGAUUUUACAUUCUUUGGAGGAAAUUUUUGUCAUGUCCACUUAUAGUGGAAGUGUUGCCCACCUUUUUUGAUGAUAUAUUAUUACUAUUAUUAAUUGAAACAUUUGACAUCUUGAAACUGCUAA
This is a messenger RNA of Salvia miltiorrhiza (redroot sage), 1905 nucleotides long. Its product is annotated as dihydroorotate dehydrogenase (quinone), mitochondrial. Gene Ontology annotation, cellular component: cytoplasm; mitochondrial inner membrane. Gene Ontology annotation, molecular function: dihydroorotate dehydrogenase activity. Gene Ontology annotation, biological process: pyrimidine ribonucleotide biosynthetic process; 'de novo' pyrimidine nucleobase biosynthetic process. The record is from RefSeq and is a predicted model, not a curated record. Bases 277 to 1662 code for a protein of 461 amino acids. The transcript has 11 exons. NCBI's taxonomy places the organism in Eukaryota, Viridiplantae, Streptophyta, Magnoliopsida, Lamiales, Lamiaceae.